CGGGAACCCCUACGCCGGGCUGGUGAGCCACCUGCGGGCGUCGUGGCUGGCGGGGGAGAAGCCCACCGCCCGGGACAUGGGCAAGCCAUCCUUUGAGGCUUACUUCUCCGAGAUCCUCCUCUGCAAGAACGAGCUCAACAACACCUUGAACAACCUGUCCUGCUGGAUGAAGGACGAGCACGUGGACAAGAGCCUGGUGAUGCAGCUGGACUCUGCCUUCAUCCGCAAGGACCCGUAUGGGGUGGUGCUCAUCAUCGCGCCCUGGAACUACCCCAUCCACCUCUUCCUGGUGCCCCUCAUCGGGGCUAUCGCUGCCGGUAACUGUGUCAUCAUCAAACCCUCGGAGACGUCCAAGCACACGGAGAGACUCGUGGCCGAAGUGCUGCCCUGCUACCUGGACAAUGACUGCUUUGCCGUGGUGACCGCGGGUGUGGAGGAGACCACCAAACUGCUGGAGAACAAAUUCGACUACAUCUUCUUCACCGGCAGCCCCUCUGUGGGGAAGAUCAUCAUGACAGCGGCUGCCAAGCACCUGACGCCCGUGACGCUGGAGUUGGGGGGCAAGAACCCCUGCUACGUGUCCGACACCUGCGACGUGCAGAACGUGGCGCGGCGGGUGGCCUGGGGCCGCUUCUUCAAUGCGGGGCAGACCUGCAUCGCGCCCGACUACGUGCUGUGCACC
This is a messenger RNA of Pterocles gutturalis (yellow-throated sandgrouse), 682 nucleotides long. Its product is annotated as aldehyde dehydrogenase family 3 member B1-like. Gene Ontology annotation, biological process: aldehyde metabolic process. The record is from RefSeq and is a predicted model, not a curated record. The annotation marks the transcript as partial. NCBI's taxonomy places the organism in Eukaryota, Metazoa, Chordata, Aves, Pterocliformes, Pteroclidae. The transcript is spliced from 7 exons. Gene Ontology annotation, cellular component: cytoplasm. Gene Ontology annotation, molecular function: aldehyde dehydrogenase (NAD+) activity.